Molecule: messenger RNA, 1625 nt
Organism: Owenia fusiformis
Lineage: Eukaryota; Metazoa; Annelida; Polychaeta; Sabellida; Oweniidae
Source: the annotation of a GenBank genome assembly
CCGGAAAUAGAUUUUUAUAUUUUUCAAAAUUAGUACAUUUUGAUAUGAAUAUCACAUAAUUGCUACUUCAAAUAUAUUUUACACCUCAUAUGGUGUGAAGUAUGAGUCUAAGAUCAGUUUGGAUUGUUUCUUUACCAGGGAGAACAAUAGGAAAAGUUUUAUUUAGCAAGUAUUUUGGGACUGUAGAAAGACGAGCUAAGAUAUUUGAUGGUGAAUUCUAUACCAGCAUCCCAGAUCAUAAUGCUUUCUAUGAGGCGCUUACGUCAGAAUUGGGUGUGACAUUGAAUCCACUGAAUAAGGGCUCCACACGUGACAGCUGUGGUAACAUUGGCCAGAAACCUGUAUUUGAACUCACAUUGAAGAAUAACAAAAAGCUAUGGCCACUUUUAGUUGUUGAACAGUAUGGUGUAUUGUUUUGCUGUCUUCCACUAGUAGAGGAUGGGUGUGGCAGUAAACCUCCUCUUGUCAAAAUAACAGGUCUAUCUGUUGGAUUCUCACUGCUGUUAGGCAUGGCUGAUUGUAUUGGACCUCUUAACCAACCACUUGCUGAGACUUCUGUGAAGUUGGCAGAACUACAUGGCUACCUUCACCAGGCUGCACCAUUUGGUACUCCAACAAUGAUCAGUCCCCAUGUUGUCAAGGGAACACUACUUAGUAGAUCAACUACCAGUCAAUCUGGACAGAAGCAUCCUGCUUGGAAGCCAGUAUCCCAUAGAGGAAAAUCUCAACUCUAUCUUGCCAUUACAGAACAGAUUAGAGCAGUGCAAUAUGACAGACAGGACACCCCAGAUGCCUAUACCCUCACAGGAAGUGCAGUAUGUAAGGCUGAACUGGAUGGUUUAAUACAAGAUGUAUCUGUUAAUCUACAACAGAGAAAAGAUGGGGUGCCCCUAGACCACCUUGUGGUACACCCAUUUGUCAGCAUUUCAGACUCCCAAUCUAUAUACUCUACAGAUUCGCCACCCAGCUCUAGAAGGCUUAGAUUCACACCACCUCUAGAAAUGUUCACACUGUGCCAUUAUACUGUGACAUCAUUACCUCAUCUACCAAUCAAAGGCUUCUACCAGAUGAAACUAAAGGACAAAGAUUCGGUGGAAUUACUUAUCCAACUAAAACUGAUGGAUAAUAUCAAAGCAUCAUUUGAAUAUUGUGAGCUCCAGAUACCUUUCUUUAACAGGGGUCCCAUGGUACACUGUGAUUCUACCCCAAGCUGUGGAACAACCCUCAUGUCCCCUGAUAAAACAAUACUUGUAUGGAAUAUUGGUCAUAAAUUCCCCAGCAAAAGCAACGAGGCAUCUUUGAAGGCCAGUGUAAAGUUUGGCCAACCCAAUGUCCAGGCUAUCAAAGAGGAAACCUUCUGCACAGGACAGAACUCAUAUGCUCAGAUAUACUUCAAACUAGUGGAUUACACAGGUAGUGGUGUUCAGAUAGACCCAAAGUCAGUUCAAGUGUCCCCACAGACAAAGCACAAGCUCACAAUAGUGCAAGAACUUGUAGCGGCAGACUACAAAAUCUGGAACUCCCAUGGUGAUGCCCUAUCUGGCUUUAGUCCCAUACAGAACUCUGCAUAAUACCAGAAUACAUUCCUCCGCAUAUUCUAUUUUACAUUCAUUCCUGUAAAAAGC